Messenger RNA from Hyaloscypha bicolor E, 3270 nucleotides. RefSeq names its product glycosyltransferase family 35 protein. Gene Ontology annotation, molecular function: glycogen phosphorylase activity; pyridoxal phosphate binding. NCBI's taxonomy places the organism in Eukaryota, Fungi, Ascomycota, Leotiomycetes, Helotiales, Hyaloscyphaceae. Gene Ontology annotation, cellular component: cytoplasm. Gene Ontology annotation, biological process: glycogen catabolic process. The coding region runs from base 288 to 3020 and encodes 910 amino acids. The transcript is spliced from 6 exons. The record is from RefSeq and is a predicted model, not a curated record.
UUUGCACCACCUCCAUUCACAUUUCUUCCCUCCUUCAGCUUCUCCCCUCAAAAUAUUUGAAUACAGUAUUUUUACAGCUUGCACAUCUGCACAUUUGCAUGUCCCAGCGCUGAUCAGCGCUUCCAGCUCCCCAUUCAUUGACCCCCCCCUGCAACGGUCUCGAACAACCCCGCACCGCCAAUAUCAACAUCCCGCUGCUGCAGCUUAUCAGCUACCUAGCCCCUCAAGCUUGCCUGCUGUCCUUGCACGGGCUCUCGAGUCCCUCAACCCUUCCAACCUCGUGGUUUAUGUCUUCUCAUCUUUUCAAGGCGGAGUACGAGGGCAAUUCGAUCCCGGCAAGCAAGAUGUCGAACACCACAAUGCCCAGGGAGCGCCGUCCGAGCACCGGUGCCCCCAUUGAUCUUCAGGGUCCGGUUGGCCCGGGCUUCACGAGACCCAAGCACAAGCGUACCUUUACUGGGUUUGGAGCUGGUGAGAUCAAGAGUGUUGAGGCUUCUAUCCCCGAACCCCAACGCGAGGCCUGGAAGAAAUUCGCUGCCAAAGGCUUUAGCACACAAGAAGACUUCGAGAGAGAAGUCGUUCGCCAUGUCGAAACUACACUUGCUCGUUCCAUGUUCAAUUGCGAUGAGACUGCUGCAUAUGCCGCCGCCAGUCUGGCAUUCCGGGAUCGUCUGAUCACAGAGUGGAAUCGGACACAGCAAAGACAGACUUUUGCUGAUGGCAAGAGAGUGUAUUAUCUGAGUUUGGAGUUCUUGAUGGGUAGAGCGUUGGACAAUGCCAUGUUGAAUGUGGGUUUGAAGGGAGUUGCUAAAGGCGGUCUUGCGGACCUGGGUUUCCGUAUUGAAGACAUUAUCAACCAAGAGCACGAUGCUGCCCUUGGAAAUGGUGGUCUCGGUCGAUUGGCUGCUUGUUUUCUGGACUCUUUGGCGUCUCUCAACUACCCAGCUUGGGGUUAUGGAUUGCGAUACCGUUAUGGUAUUUUCAAACAGGAAAUUGUGGAUGGGUACCAGGUUGAGGUUCCUGAUUACUGGCUUGACUUCAAUCCUUGGGAGUUUCCGAGACAUGACGUUGUUGUGGAUAUCCAAUUCUACGGCCAUGUCAGAAAAUACCAAGACACGCAGGGUAAACAAUGCAGCUCCUGGGAAGGUGGUGAGAUCGUCAAGGCUGUUGCUUAUGAUGUCCCAAUCCCUGGAUUCGACACUCCUGCUACCAACAAUCUGCGUCUCUGGUCUAGCAAAGCUGCCAGUGGCGAGUUCGACUUCCAGAAGUUCAAUAGCGGUGACUACGAGAGCUCCGUUGCAGAUCAACAACGUGCUGAGACCAUCAGCGCUGUCUUGUAUCCGAAUGACAAUCUCGAUCGUGGUAAGGAGCUUCGAUUGAAGCAACAAUACUUCUGGGUUGCUGCUUCACUCUACGAUAUUGUUCGUCGAUUCAAGAAGUCCAAGCGUGCAUGGAGCGAGUUCCCUGACCAGGUUGCAAUCCAAUUGAAUGAUACCCAUCCAACGCUCGCCGUUGUUGAGCUUCAACGCAUUCUUCUUGAUCUCGAAGGCCUUGAGUGGGAUGAGGCAUGGGCCAUUGUUUCCAAGACUUUCGGAUACACAAACCACACUGUUCUUCCCGAAGCACUUGAGAAGUGGUCUGUCCCAUUGUUCCAGAACUUGCUUCCAAGACAUCUCCAAAUUAUCUACGAGAUCAACUUGUACUUCCUGCAAAGUGUUGAGCGCAAGUUCCCCAAGGAUCGCGACAUCCUUGGUCGUGUUUCGAUCAUUGAAGAGUCUCAGCCAAAGAUGGUGCGCAUGGCUUACUUGGCUAUUGUUGGCUCUCACAAGGUCAAUGGUGUUGCCGAGCUUCAUUCUGAUCUGAUAAAGACUACCAUUUUCAAGGACUUUGUCAAGAUCUUCGGACCUGACAAGUUCACGAACGUCACCAAUGGAAUUACUCCAAGACGUUGGUUGCACCAGGCCAAUCCCAGAUUGUCAGAGCUUAUUGCAAGUAAAACUGGUGGUCUUGGAUUCUUGAAGGACCUCAAUAUUCUCAAUGACCUUGAGAAGUAUGCUGAUGACAAGGAGUUCAAGAAGGAGUGGGCGGAAAUCAAGUACGCCAACAAGGUUCGACUUGCCAAGCACAUCAAGAGCACGACCAGCGUUACUGUCAAUCCCUCCGCGCUUUUCGACAUCCAGGUGAAGCGUAUACAUGAGUAUAAGCGCCAACAAAUGAACAUCUUUGGAGUCAUCCAUCGAUACUUGACUAUCAAGGCUAUGACUCCUGAGGAGCGAAAGAAGCUUGCUCCCAGAGUCUCCAUCUUCGGCGGAAAGGCUGCGCCUGGAUACUGGAUGGCCAAGACCAUCAUCCAUCUCAUCAACAAUGUUGGUUCCGUUGUCAAUAAGGAUCCAGAUGUUGGUGACCUCUUGAAGGUUAUCUUCUUGGAGGAUUACAAUGUUUCCAAGGCUGAGAUCAUCAUUCCUGCCAGUGAUAUCAGUGAACACAUCUCGACUGCUGGAACUGAGGCAAGUGGAACUUCGAACAUGAAGUUUGUGUUGAAUGGUGGUUUGAUCAUCGGUACUUGUGACGGUGCAAAUAUUGAAAUCACCCGCGAAAUCGGCGAGAACAACAUCUUCCUCUUUGGUAAUCUCGCUGAAGACGUCGAAGACCUCCGCCACGCACACACCUACGGUUCUCACACACUCGACCCCGAUCUCACCAAAGUCUUUGAGGAAAUCAAGAAAGGCACUUUCGGUGACGCAGGUGCUUUCUCUGCUCUCGUCGGUGCCAUCGAAGAGCAUGGUGAUUACUACCUCGUCUCGGACGACUUCCAUAGCUACAACCAAACACAAGCACUGGUUGACGAGGCGUACAAGAACCAGGAUGAGUGGGUCAGCAAGUGUAUCACCAGUGUGUCGAGAAUGGGGUUCUUCAGCAGUGAUCGAUGUAUUAACGAGUAUGCGGAGAGCAUAUGGAAUGUGGAGCCGCUGGCCCCGGAGAAGGGAGACACAAGUGGAUUGCAGAAGGGAGAGUUAUAAGCUGGUAACAAAGAGACAUAGUGAGGUCAGGACAGUGCUCGAAGAAAGGAUAUGGCUGUGAGAAAGAAAGCUUGUUGAAGGAAGGAGAUUGCGGAAUAGACAGAAUGGGUUACGGCAACGAGCAAUACAUGUUAUAAGACAACGCGAAUUCUUUCCUUCCGUAUAUGCACCUCUUACUGCUUCGUUCUGAAAUCCUUUAUUUGUAUAAGGUGUUUGUUAGUAUGUAAUAAGGCAAUCGAAUUAAUAAGGU